CGAAGAAGCGCAGGUUGUAUUGCAGGUAAGACGUCCAUAUAACUGCGCGUUAUAAUUUCUGGAGAUUAAAAAUAUUUGCGAGGAGACCACCCCGCCAAGAAAUGGUAAAGUGGAACAAGUCUAAGAAUGGAGGAACCCCGAAAAAUGCGGAGGUUGGGAAGAUUACGAAGGCCGCUAGGGGGAUUGCACGAAUAAAUCAUGGCGGAACACCGAACAGAAAACAAUUUAUGAAGUUUUAGGGACAGAGACGCGGAAAUACCAUAAUCCUCACCAGUGUUGACGAAACAUGGCUGUGGCCAGAGCGUCGUCGCUACUGCUCGCAUUUAAAACCAAGAUUGAAGAAUCUGUGGCAUUAGUUCCAGGUAUGGUGGCAGAGGAGAAAUUGAAAGCUGUUCAGUUCUGGAAUGUAGUGUCCGAAAGACUACAAGAAAUAGUCAAUGACAGUGCCGCAGACAUCAAUGCUCUGGCGCUCAAAAUGCAGAAGGAUGGCAUGGCCACGGCUUCUAUGGACGAUCAAGGCGAUCAAACAUCUGGGAUGGCUCCACAGUACAUGGAAUCUCACAGUUACGGAUCUGAGAACAUUUACGCUGAAACUUCUCAGCAGUACAGCGUUGGCGAAACUACUGCUGCUCCAAGCCAUGAACAGGAAUACUUGGAGCUGCCAGUUGAACUCGAAUCUGUCGCGCCGUCGCAGCCUGUGCCUGUGCAGGGAUCCUUUCACAGUGUGCCACUCGGGCCUCAGAGGUUGGACGGGAUGAGCGGCACGGAGCCCUCAGCAGACUCUGACGGUGCCCUCUUGAUGCCCAUGUGCAAUGCUCGUCCUCAGGAAUGCUUUGAGCUGCCCCAGCAAGACCAGAACCCCAGCAGCUUGAUACCCGGGAGUGGCAUCGGGCCAGAGAUUCUGCCUCCAUCCGUGAAGGUUACGGGAAAUGAGAAAUUGUUAAAAAAAGAAGCUGCUGAGGAUGUGAACUGGGAGCCUGAGACACAUGCGAUAGCUCCCAAACAGAAAGCCACGAGCAAAAAACCGACAAAGAAGACCGCGGCAAAAAAUAAUGCAAGAGCUGCAGACGACAAGGCCGACGAAACAGGCAAAAAAUGGGACCAGAGCACAGAUGUGUCCUUGCUGAGUUGCACUACUGAGUCAGAGAAAGGCAUGGUGAGUCUCAUAAAAAAAGUGCCAGACGUUCAAGGAUCAGCAGAUGGCAAGAGUCAGGGUGCGGAUACCACAGAGGUGAUAGUCAUACAGACGAAGAAGAAGCCAAAAAAGUGGAAGGAAAUGAAGGAGUGCGAAAUAUGUCUCAAGAAAGUUCCCACUGCCGCUGCCCUUACAACUCACAUGUGGACACACCGAAAACCCUUUAGCUGCACAGAAUGUGAUGCCCGUUUCUCUACAAAAAGUAAUCUUGUUGUUCACCAGCGAAGGCACUCUGGAGAAAAGCCAUACAUGUGCUACGAGUGCAAUGCCUCGUUUUCGACCAGAGGGAACCUGAAGCGCCACAUCAAGACCCACAGCGGUGUGAAGCCCUGGGAGUGCACCCACUGCGGCGGGCGCUUCACUGAGAAGAAGACGCUCAAGGUCCAUAUGCGCAGGCACACGGGCGAGAAGCCUUACCAGUGCCAGAUCUGCCAGCGGCGCUUUGCCCAGAAUGGCAUUUUGCAGACCCACAUGGCGAUGCACCUGGGGCAGAAGUCUCACCUGUGCGAGCACUGCGGCAAGGCUUUCAGGCAACGCUCGCAGCUGCGCUUGCACACGUUCAGGCAUCAAGGGGUGCGCAAGUAUGACUGCGCCACAUGCCCUUCUAAGUUUCUUACCAAGGGUGAUUUGGAGCGGCACAACCGGAUGCACACGGGAGAACGCCCUUUUGCCUGCGAUCUGUGUGGCAAGAGCUUUACCAGGCAGCAGUCACUCAAUGAGCACACCAAUCGGCAUUACGGGAUCAAACCCUACGAGUGCAAGCGUUGUGGAAAGACCUUCGCAGAAAUGUCCGCCUGCUACAAGCAUAUCAAGGCUCAUUCCAAGUCUGGAGGCAGCACUGGCCCAGAGGACAUUCAUGAUGGAAUGAAAGUGAACACUCAUGCCCUUCCCGAGCUGGCAGGGAAGACACUAGAAAUUGUGCAGGGCAUCGACGACAAGCUGACCAUUCUCGUAAACUCUGGAGAGGAAGCAUCCUUGGAAGUGUCAGACCCGGACCGACAGGAGAGCUCCUCGUGCGAGAUGAAUGCCGAAGAGACGACCAUGGACACGGCAGGCUCGGACAGUAUGUCGGAACUGACGGCCAUCCAGCUCCUAGCCAGUGCCUCAAGCUACUAGGCCCCAACUUACGACACUAGUGUGUCUCUAAUUAAUGUACCGUAUCUUGUCUCGCGUUGUACAAGGUGUCACAUUCCAAAGAAUGCAGUGUUAAGCAAGCCACAAAGUGUGCGUAUGUUGUGGAGUGAGAAGCAAUUUCAGCUGCAAGUGUAUGUUGCUAGUUGCAAGGACAUACCCAAAUAUAAGAGGCAGUUUUAAAGGAAGCAAAAAGCGGAUCGGGGAAAACAGCUUUUUGCCGAUAGGGUGCUGAUCUAUAGAGUGUUGUCAGAUCUCUUUAUGGUGCAUGUUGUAGCAUAUAAAUAAGCUCGUAAUCAUUCAAGGUGAUAAUGAAUUUAACCUAUCCCGGCAGUCUUAGCAGUGACGACCAAGGCACUUGAAGUGCUGUAACAAUGAUUUCCACGAUCCUGUUAGGGUCAGUGCUCUAUUGGCAAAAACCAGGAUUACCUUUAUGCACAUCCCUGUCUAAACUGUUAUCUUAAAGUUAGGUAUCACUCCGGAUGAGUAAAAUAUGCUCUUGAGUUAAAAUUGCUGUUUGCUCCAUUAUUUGAGCAAUUGAUGCAACUCUAUGAAACCCCGUGGUCCUCGCAAUGUGAAACCCAGUAGAGCUAGCAAGGACCGCUGCAACAUCUGACAUGCGGCACUCAACUAGUCAGGUCGUAAUGUCAAAGAGAUCACUCAUCCUAGAAGCCUUAUGGUAAUUGUACAGGUACUAAAUGUUCCUUCUCCUUAAAGGGCAAUUCCGGUCGAAAACAAAACCAAAAUAAAUGACUGAUAUCGCUUUAGUGGCACGAAAUAUGAUCACAGCCGAAAUGUUACGUCAAGGCGAAGCCAGGUACUCCACUAAAACCGAUUUUAAAGAUGCGACCAGCUGGCUCUUUAGCAGGUCGAAAACGGGUUAGCAUUUUAUCAAGAAACACCGGGCGAUGCGUACCGCAGCACCCCUGUGACGUCACGUUGUGGUGGAGCUGCGGUUGAUUCCGCAUGUUGUACCACAUACCACAGCACCACGGCAACAUUGCGUCGCAAUCGUACGACUGAUGAUCAGUGUUGCCAUCCCGCUAGCAAAUAGUUUCGGUUUUGCUGUAGACGCCCGAAACCAAAGUUUGAGCUGUGAUGUUUAUAAAACUCAAUGCAAUAUCGAGAAAAAAGAAUUCUACCUUGUAAUUCAGGAACACUGCCUGAGCUGAAAACAGUUGUAAUCCCAAAUUCGAAAAUAAUGACUGGAGAUGCCUUUUAAUAGUGCUCUCAAGCAAAAAAAAAAAGAAAAUUGUCACGCUGUCUGAUUAGGUAGUUCUGCUGAUCUGUUCAUAAAAAGGUUUAUGCAUAUCAACCAUGUUAAUACCAGCUGAGCCAAAGUGGUUGCAUUGUAAAUGCCGGAUUGCAAUUGUAGUUAGGAGACCUACUCACUUAGUUAUCGUGCCUUAAAGGCCAGCCUGCAGAACCAUUUUCUGCCUUGCGGUGAACCCUUUCCCAGUAUUCUCUCUAUUCCUUCUCACAAUCUUCUUUGCCCAAAAGACGCAGGUCUGGGGGCUAACCCCACUGAAAGAGAAAGAGUUCCCUCCUUUCUGGAAGUGUUUCAGGCUGCGUGUCGGUCUUUAAAGGGACGCUGAACCAAAAUAUGAUUUCACAAAAUGAGGCCGCAGAAGUGUUGAACGAGACACUACGAAUAUCUCCAAAUGGAUGGCUGUAAUUUUUUAAAAGAAGGGUGCAAUCAAGCGAGGAAUGUGAUGCCACAAUUUUUUUCAAACAGUCGAGAAUGAGGGGAAGCAGCCUCACUUUUCUCCUCCUCGCUUCGGUUCUCCUGCUCGAGUGUGCAAAGCGGUGAGUGGCAGAGAGUGAGAAUCGUGGCGUCACAUGUCUCGUCAGCCGUGCUCUAUCGCGCACUUUUCCAAAUAUAUGGCCAUCCGUUAGCGGUAUCACUGUAUAGUAAGUGAUGUUUUCGGGUUUUGCAGCGUCCCACCUAUCGCUCCAGCCUUGUUUUGUGAGCUCCAAAUUUCGGUUCAGUAUCCCUUUAAGGCGCAAUGCUCUGUAUGCUCGGAUGCAAACUCCAUCUGCAAAUGUGUCACUUGGGGCUGUCAGAUUUAAUGACUUUAUUGGUGAACCCUCGUCUUUUUUUUAAUGAGUGGGAGAGAAUGGGGGGGGGGGGGGGGGGGUAUAAUAGUAGUUUUACUUACAAAUGUGCAUGUAAUGAAUUAAUUUUGACCCGAGCUCUGUGGUGGCACCUUGGUAAAAGCAGCAAGUAGCAGCUUGCAGCUUUGUUACCAUGAAUCCUAAACGACCUUCUACUUCAUCUGAACAGUUCUGCAUAGCGUUGUGGCACUCGUGAGCAUGUGACGUUGAAGAGCAUGUUUUAGUGCGAGUGAUCAUGCAAACAAGGCAUUUCGUAGGGCUGCAGUCUGGUUCCCUGGUGCCUGUGUCUUUGAGAAUGCUGCACAUAAUUUGUGACAGGAGUACAGACUGAGCUGUACGUGAUAAUCAUAUUUUAUAGCAGCAGUUGUCCAAGGAGCAGCUGUUAAAAUGGGAUGUAUUUUUUAAUCUUUCGUACACCUUCCAAGACUACUUUUUGAAUUGACGAUUCAGCUGGCUUUAGGGGGUUAUGUGACAAUCUUUAUAAUACCAAUAGUGUAUGGUGACUCUCGAGGCUGCUGGUUUAGUGUCAGGUCUUAGUUUAGUCGAGAGUUACAACAAACCAGAGCAAUCUACAGCUGCCUUUUUAUACCAGUCCUCAUAAAAUGCCUAAGGUAGAAUUUUAUGCAUGCAGCCAUGCUUAGUAUUGGACAGAUUAUGCAAUGUUGUGAUAAAUCAGGCUAAAGCAGACCUUUUGUUAUGGGUAACCUGCUCAUAAUUUUAUGGUAACAUUGGCUGUAGACUUUACUGUAGAUUGGACACUAUAUGUAUUAAAUAUUCCAACCUUUUGCAUUUGCUGCCCACCACUUAGCAUUUUAUAGGCACAUCACCAUUAAGAGAUGCUAGUAUAUCAGCUAUGUGUUUCAUUAAAAAUUUAAGAUUUUUUUUUUUUUUUUAUGUGAGCCAUAUAAUUUAAAUUUUGUGUCAUUAAAUUUUGGAUUGAAAAAGAAAUAGCUUUUUUUUUAAACUUUCUUUAGCCAUCUUUUUUUGUAUAUAUUGAAAAAGAUUGGUCACUUACAGCUAAAAGGAAAAAUUAAAAUAGUUUUACCAGCAAACACUGAAUUGCAAGCUACCAGCAUUCUGUAAACAAAGUUUGAAGUUGCAAGUUUGACUCCUUUGCACCUCUUAGAAAAUGUGAUUCUUUGGAUUUUUUUUCUAUUAAGAUUUAUAUCAUAUGGGGCUGGAGCUUUCAUCAUUGUAGCAUACACAGUCUCUUGGGUAAUGGUGCCAUGCCCUUGUUGCACUGGAGGAAAGUUGAAUGACUGAGCACUUGUUCUCUUAAAUUGUGUUUGGGGACGUUGCUGAUCAUUUUCCGUUCCUUCAUUUGGAGGCCCGAAAGGAGGGCCCACGUGCUUUCGGAGAUUGUUCCCAAUGCCCUACUGGUUUACACUGUCGUGGCACAUUCUCGGUUCUUCAUUGUUCCCAAUGCCUGAGUGCUUUACACUGUCCUGGCACAUAUCGGUUCUUCAUUGGCUAUCUGGUUGAGGAAUGCACACUUCAAAGGUUAUUGACAGGAUGAGAAUCGAAGGGAGAAGACUCAGCUGUCCCGUCUCUAGCAUAAGCUUUCUGCCCUUGAUGGCACUUCGGCGGAAGGCAGGGAGUGCGUGCUUGAGGCCAGGCAUUUGAACGACAUGCCCUGUCGUUCACAGCCUGUCAAUGACUAUAGUGCCAUUGAGCAGUGGCAUAGCCAGGGGGGAGGCUUAUGCCCCCCCCCCCCCCCCUUUCACAUCCUAAGCCAUGAACAUCCCUGCCACCUCAGCCCCUCCGCCCCCACCCCCCCCCCCCCUCCUUCCCCGAAGAAAAUCCUGAAUACACCACUGCCAUUGAGAGAUUGCUUUAUUGGGUAACUCGGUCUAUAGCCUUCACUGAAUUCACUCUUCUUGUGUAGUGUUUGACCGUUUGUCAUAGCAAAACAUUGCGCGGAUGUAGUAAAUAAAAAUCGGAAGAAGUGGUGAUGCUUGAAAGAUGCCACCGGAAUUUUUAUAUACAGGGUGUCUCCCCCCCCCCCCCCC
This is a messenger RNA of Ixodes scapularis (black-legged tick), 6450 nucleotides long. Its product is annotated as zinc finger protein 250. The coding region runs from base 287 to 2311 and encodes 674 amino acids. Gene Ontology annotation, biological process: regulation of transcription by RNA polymerase II. Gene Ontology annotation, molecular function: RNA polymerase II cis-regulatory region sequence-specific DNA binding; DNA-binding transcription factor activity, RNA polymerase II-specific. NCBI's taxonomy places the organism in Eukaryota, Metazoa, Arthropoda, Arachnida, Ixodida, Ixodidae. The transcript is spliced from 12 exons. The record is from RefSeq and is a predicted model, not a curated record.